Molecule: messenger RNA, 2602 nt
Organism: Tympanuchus pallidicinctus (lesser prairie-chicken)
Lineage: Eukaryota; Metazoa; Chordata; Aves; Galliformes; Phasianidae
Gene: CALHM2
Product: calcium homeostasis modulator family member 2
Exons: 2
Coding region: 152-1111 (319 amino acids)
Molecular function (GO): monoatomic cation channel activity
Source: RefSeq, a predicted model, not a curated record
GUGACUGCAGUGAAGGUGUUGUGCUCCCUUUCAUUUCAGUCAUCCCAAGGCCAUUUCACUCCCUCAUCGUGUCCCUCAGUGCUGGGACGUGGGCCAACACAGCCCCCCACUGCAGUAGGCACCUCCUCUCAUUCUCCAUCUCCAGGAUAAGAUGGCUGCCCUUAUUGCUGAAAACUUCCGCUUCCUCUCCUUGUUCUUUAAGAGCAAAGACGUGAUGAUCUUUAAUGGCCUGGUGGCUCUGGGCACAGUGGGCAGCGAGGAGCUCUUCUCAGUUGUUGCCUUCCACUGCCCCUGCUCUCCAGCCCGCAACUACAUCUAUGGGCUGGCUGCCAUCGGUGUCCCAGCCCUGGCACUAUUCCUUAUCGGCGUCAUCUUGAACAACCACACCUGGAACGUAGUGGCUGAGUGCCACAAGCGUGGCACCAAGAACUUCUCCACUGCCGCCACCUUCCUCCUCUUUGGUUCCAUCAUGGGCCGGGCAGCCGUGGCACCCGUCACCUGGUCAGUCAUCUCCUUGCUGCGUGGGGAGGCUUACAUCUGUGCCCUCAGCGAGUUUGUCAGGCCAUCCACCCUGGAUAAGUUCCCAUCUGAGUUUGGGGCUGAGGUGCUGGCGAGAUUCCCCUGCAAAGAUGUGCCAGCAAACCUCACCAAGUUCCGGGAUGAGGUGACACGGAGGCUGAGAUAUGAAUCCCAGCUCUUUGGCUGGCUGCUCAUUGGAAUCGUCGCCGUCCUGGUUUUCCUCACCAAGUGCCUGAAGCACUGCUGCUCACCGCUGAGCUACCGGCAGGAGGCCUAUUGGGCCCAAUACCGCUCCAACGAGGACAAGCUUUUCCGCCGCACGGCUGAAGUCCACUCCAGGAUCCUGGCAGCAAAGAACGUGAAGCAAUUCUUUGGAUUUGUGGCACUUGAUAAGGAGGAGAAGGAGCUGGUGCAGGAGUUCCCAGUGGAGGGCGUGCAGCCAAGCCCCCAGUGGAACGCCAUCACGGGUGUCUACAUCUACCGGGAGAACAAGGGCUUCCCCCUCUAUAGCCGACUCCACAAAUGGGCAAAAGGGGUGGAAGGGAAUGGGCCAACCCCAGAGGGCCAUGAAAUGCUCUUCUUGGCUUCCUAAGACAGAUGGAUGUUGGAAGCAGUUCCCCAGUCUGCCUGGCAGGCCUAUCAGUAUUGGUGUGCAGCUCAUGGAUUCGCUGGGAAUAUUCCUGCCAACAGGAUUACUACUCUCAGCAGGUAAAAAGGAAUCAACAGCCUCCAGGUAGAGGCUGAUAAGCAAUGCACUGAGCUGAGGAACCCCUCCCUUGGAGACAACCAUCUUGCUGGUGCUCCCAGAGGGAUAAGGGGAGCACAGCAGAUGCACACCUUACCUUCAGGCUGCUGGUGAGCCCUGCUGUCUUAAACACCAUCAGAAACCUCAGGGAGGAAGAGCUGGGAACAUUUCUAGCUCUGACUCUUGCAGUCCCAUCUGUCUCCCCUGUGGCAGGGCUAGCCCUAGCCAUCCUACACACCCACCUUUUUAUCAACACCAGUAUCUUCUUAUGCAGUUCUGCAGUGCCAGUUACACUGACAGGUCCUGGAGUACUUUACAGACUUCAGAGGGAAAGAGAAGCAGUGAGCACAUUCCUGUAGCAACAAGGAUUCAAUAGCAUCUGAGAAGGAGUGGGUCAAUACUACAUCAGCACACCAAAUAACUGAGAGACUAAGGCAGGAGGAAUCACCAAUAUUGUAGGCAUUCGGAAAGACACUCUGUAAUUACCAAGUUGAAAUUUGGGUAGGACACUAAACUCCCUUUGUUCUUAUUGAAGCGUCUGGCAACCUCUAAUGAGCCCAAAUGGUCACAGCCAUGAGAAUAUAAACCUGGAAGGUGACACCAUCAGCAGAAUAGUUUUCAGGCGAGGUGGCAUAGUGGAGGGCUCAAAGGGAGCAUAGCAUCCACGGUGAACCACAGCACCAUGUGCAGCUCAUUGCAUUACUCAUCCACCAUUGGAUGAGAGUCCUGCUUGUUUGGUUGACAGGUUGGAACAAAACCCCAGACAGAAUUACAUACAUAUAAUUAUGUUAUAUACAUACACACACUAUAUGUAUAAAAUAGUAUUUUGCUGUACUAACGGAGCAUAUUUCUUCCAGGGAAAGGGGCAAAAAACUUGCCAGCCAAAAGACCACGUUACAUGCACUCACCUGCUCUAUUGCUUCAGCAGCACAAGAGACUGUGGGAAUGGGAUGAGGGGAGCAGCCCUCUACCACUGAACUAAAUUCUUACCACUGCUUUAAACAGUCCCUGCAGCAAACUGGCUAUUUUAGGGACAGCUGUACUGAGAGAGCAAGACCAGAGAGAUGUUAUAGUACUGCAAUUGCUGACACUGUGCUGACUGUUUUGGCACUGUGCCCCUUUCUACCUGAGAGUCAGACCUAUAUACCUAUAUAGGCAGGACAAUGGAGUUUGGUUUUCCUACUUGUACAGUUCCUCUACAGACACAAUUUCCAUUUACACUGUGCCUUUUACCAAAAAGCCUUGAAUUGUUAAAAAAAAAAAAAAAAAAAAAAAAAGCUCACUGAACUCAGAGAGGCUUCAACACAAGAAGAUUUGAAAUAAACUAUUAAAUGAGUU